Messenger RNA from Durio zibethinus, 1652 nucleotides. NCBI's taxonomy places the organism in Eukaryota, Viridiplantae, Streptophyta, Magnoliopsida, Malvales, Malvaceae. The record is from RefSeq and is a predicted model, not a curated record.
GCUGAUGAACGUCGCUAAACUUUACAAUCCAUGGUUUCUAUCUCUCAUUCUCUUUUUCUCCCUUUUGAUAUGGCUUAAACUAGCCAAAGGGAAGAAGCUUAGUUUGCCUCCAUCGCCACCAAAGUUACCAAUUAUUGGAAACAUCCAUCAACUAGGCAAACUUCCCCACCGCUCCCUCCGAGACCUCUCAAGGAAGUAUGGCUCUUUAAUGCUUUUGCAAUUGGGGCAAAAUCCAAUUCUAGUGGUGUCCUCUGCUGAUUCUGUUAAAGAAAUGGUGAAAAACCAUGAUAUUGUUUUCUUAAACAAACCAAGUACCACGGCGGCGGAAAUCUUGUUUUAUGGAUGCAAGGAUGUGGGUUUUGCUCCUUAUGGAGAGUACUGGAGACAAGUCAGGAAGAUCUGUGUUCUUGAACUUCUGAGUCUCCGAAGAGUUCACUCAUUUCAAUUUGUAAGGGAAGAAGAAGUUGAUGUUCUUGUCGACAAGAUCCGUGGUGCUGCUGUUAAUGGAGAUGCUAUUAAUCUGACUGAGACGGCAAUGGCUAUUUCGAGCAACAUAGUUUCGAGAUGCGUUCUGAGUAGGAAAGCUGAAGAAGAAGAUGGUAGCAGGAGCAAGUUUGGGCAGUUGGCCAGAAGGGUGAUGGUUCUGUUCACGAGUUUGUGUAUUGGGGAUAUGUUUCCUUAUUUGAAGUGGUUGGAUAUGGUUACUGGAUAUAUUCAACGUUUGAAAACAACUUUUGGAGAAUUGGAUGCAUUUUUUGAUCAGGUGAUCGAGGAGCAUAGGGCCUUGCAAGCUCAGGAUGAUGUUGCUGAUAAGAGGGAUUUCAUUUCUAUCAUCCUACAACUUCAAAAGGAUGGCAUGGUUGAGAUUCACCUCCAUCAAGACAACAUCAAAGCAAUCUUACUGGACAUGUUCACUGGAGGAACUGAUACCACUUCAACAACAACAGAAUGGGUGAUGGCUGAACUCCUGAAACAUCCAAAUGUCAUGAAAAAGGUUCAAAAAGAGGUAAGAAAUGUGGUUGGAAAGAAACCAAAGGUUGAUAUGAAUGAUAUAAACCAAAUGGAAUACCUAAAAUGUGUGAUCAAAGAAACUUUAAGACUCCAUCCGGCUGUGGCAUUUAUGGUUCGUAGAGGAACAUCAGAAAGUAUUAAAUUGGAAGGUUAUGAUAUUCCUCCAAACACUACAGUUUUUAUCAAUGUAUGGGCAAUUCAAAGGGAUCCCAAAUGGUGGGACAAGCCAAAGGAGUUCUUCCCUGAGAGGUUCGAGAAUUCCACAGUUGAUUUCAAGGGCCAGGAUUUUCAAUUCAUCCCAUUCGGCUGUGGGAAAAGGAAUUGUCCUGGAAUGGCAUUUGAGGUUGUUUCUGUUGAAUAUUUGAUAGCCAACCUUCUGUUUUGGUUUGAUUGGAGGCUGCCUGAUGGAGAAAAUGCUGAGAAUUUGGACAUGAAUGAAGUCUACGGGCUAACUGUUAACAGGAAAUUCCCUCUCCAAGUUCUUCCAAUCUCUGAUUCAUCCUUCCUCUGUAAUCAAAGGAUGUGAUAAUUUCUCUUUCUUUUCUUUUUUUAUCUCUUAAAAAUAAUUGCAUGAUUUAAAAUAAGAUUGUCUUUUGCUAUAUAGAAGUAAUGUUUAACCAGCUGCAUCACAAUUGAAGAAC